AUGAAGAGGGAGAACCAGAGCAGUGUGUCCAAGUUCUUGCUUCUGGGGCUCCCCAUCUGGCCUGAGCAGCAGGACAUGUUCUUUUCUCUGUUCCUGGGCAUGUACCUGACCACGGUCCUGGGGAACCUGCUCAUCAUCCUGCUCAUCAGGCUGGACCCUCGCCUCCACACCCCCAUGUACUUCUUCCUCAGCCACCUGGCCUUAUCUGAUGUUUGCUUUUCAUCAGUUACUGUCCCUAAGAUGCUGACAAACAUGCAGACUCAGGAUCAAUCCAUCUCCUAUGCAGAGUGCAUAGCACAGAUGUAUUUUUUCAUAUUUUUUACUGUUCUGGACAAUUUCCUUCUCACAUCAAUGGCCUAUGACAGGUACGUGGCCAUCUGUCACCCUCUCCACUACACCAACGUCAUGAGAGAGGGAAUAUGUACCUUACUAGUAACAGUAUCUUGGCUUCUCUCCUGUGGCGAUGCACUUUGUCAAACCCUCCUCCUGACCCAGCUGUCCUUUUGUGAUGAUAACACCAUUCCCCAUUUCUUCUGUGACCUUGAUGUCCUGCUCAAGCUCUCCUGCUCAGACACCUCCCUCAAUGAGCUGGCCAUUUUCACAGUGGGAUUGGCAGUCAUUACCCUCCCCCUUGUGUGUAUCUUGGUCUCUUAUGGCUGCAUUGGGGCCACCAUCCUCAAGGUUCCAUCCACCAAGGGCGUCUGCAAAGCCUUGUCCACAUGUGGCUCCCACCUGUCUGUGGUUUCUCUGUAUUAUGGAACAAUUAUGGGGGUUUAUUUUUCCCCCUUAUCCAGCACCUCCAAUGACAAGGACAUAAUUACCUCUGUGAUGUACACAGUGGUCACCCCAUUGCUGAACCCCUUCAUUUACAGUCUGAGGAACAGGGACAUGAAGAGGGCCCUGGUGAAACUCUUCCACAAGGGAGCAGUCUUGUCUCAAUGAUGUUUUCUCAUCUUUAUAACAGACACAUGGGGUCACUAACCCCAGACCCAACAGGUCUAAUCUUGAGUCCAGCCGGAAU
Sus scrofa (pig) is the source of this 1021-nucleotide messenger RNA. The record is from RefSeq and is a predicted model, not a curated record. NCBI's taxonomy places the organism in Eukaryota, Metazoa, Chordata, Mammalia, Artiodactyla, Suidae.